Molecule: messenger RNA, 1224 nt
Organism: Phaeodactylum tricornutum CCAP 1055/1
Lineage: Eukaryota; Bacillariophyta; Bacillariophyceae; Surirellales; Neidiaceae
Gene: CSN2
Product: COP9 SigNalosome subunit 2
Exons: 2
Biological process (GO): protein deneddylation
Cellular component (GO): COP9 signalosome
Source: RefSeq, a predicted model, not a curated record
GACGAUGACGCCAUGGAAGCAGAGUUCCAGUAUACGGACGACGAAGAGGAGCAGGACGACGCCCAAGUCGAACUCGAGAACGCCUACUACAACAGCAAAUCCCUCCGCGACGACGUCCCCGCUGCCGUGGCGAGCUUCGAACAUAUUAUUGCGCAAGAAUCGGCUGAACUGGCCAAGUCCGGCAGCGACAAAACAUACGGACCUUGGAGUUUUAAAGCCAUGAAGCAGCUCGUCAAGUUGCGGCUCCGCGUCGGCGACGACGACGAAAAACUCAUGCAAGACUACCGUCGUCUCCUCGAGUGCAUUGCCCAGGGUGACGUUAGUCCCAACGCCGUAGAAAAGGGCAUCAACGGGAUGCUGGAACGCAUCGCACUCGCGGUAUACGACGCUACCCUUCAGGUCUUUCAUCCACAAACGGGAAACACCAUCAACGAACGGCUGUGGUUCAAAACAAAUCUCAAAUACGGACAACUACUGUACGAAAUGAAUGAAGCGAACAAACUGGAACAGGUUUUGAGAGAUCUGCAAACGAACAUGCCGCCCGAAGACUCGGGUUCCGCCUCGAGCAGUACACAGUCUAUGGAGAUUUACGCACUACAAAUACAACUAUACAGUCGCCAAAAAGAUCACAAACGGUUACGUGAAACCUUCCAGAAGGCCAUGGCCGUUCGGGGCGGUAUUCCACAUCCCCGGACCAUUGCCUUGAUUCAAGAACUCGGCGGCAAAACGCACAUGGCUUCGCGGGAGUACAACCAGGCCGAAAAGACCUUCUUCCAAGCUUUCAAAUCGUACGACGAAGCCGGCGAUCCGUCGCGGCUACGCUGUCUUAAGUAUCUCGUACUCGCGAGUAUGCUCCACGCGUCCGCGAUCAAUCCCUUCGAUUCCCAGGAAGCCCGUCCCUACCGAGACGACCCCGAGAUUGUCGCCAUGACCAAUCUCGUUCAAGCCUUCCAUGCCAACGAUAUUGCUAAAUUCGAGCGCGUCCUGCGGCAGAAUCGUCGCACGCUCCACGAUGAAUUUAUCAACGAACAUGUGCAGGAUUUAUUGCGCACCAUCCGCACGCAGGUGCUCGAGCGUAUGGUCCGACCCUACCGACGCAUUUCGCUCCACGCUCUGGCGGAGCAACUUAACCAUAUUGAAAUUUCGCAGGUAGAAUCACUCUUGACGUCCCUCAUUCUCAAUGGUACCUUGCAGGGUAAAAUCGAUCGGGUGGAUAUGGUGUUG